Mesocricetus auratus (golden hamster) is the source of this 4708-nucleotide messenger RNA. It is a transcript of the gene Sh3tc2, whose product is annotated as SH3 domain and tetratricopeptide repeats 2. Gene Ontology annotation, biological process: regulation of intracellular protein transport; regulation of ERBB signaling pathway. NCBI's taxonomy places the organism in Eukaryota, Metazoa, Chordata, Mammalia, Rodentia, Cricetidae. The coding region runs from base 76 to 4068 and encodes 1330 amino acids. The transcript has 17 exons. The record is from RefSeq and is a predicted model, not a curated record. Gene Ontology annotation, cellular component: recycling endosome. Gene Ontology annotation, molecular function: protein binding.
GGCCUGCAGGCUGAGUGGCCCCUCCCACCUUCCCUGGCCUCCGCACUGCAGGCCGGAUAUCAAAGGCUGCUUUGUAUGUUGAGCAGCCUUGGUCCCUGGCAUGACAGGGAGGAGGCGGGAGGAGGGACACCACCGAUGGGAGGCUCCCAAGGUUCUCCUGACUGGCGUUCCCAGGGGCCUUGGCCCAGGGAGGAUGAUGCACACAUGGGUGGCUGCUUCUGUAUCCCUGGGGAGCGGAGUCUACCCUGGGGCCCAGGUAAAGAAGGUCCUUCCAAGGAUCUACCCAGAUCAAGUGAGGACACAUCCUCACUUGAAAACAGGAGAAAAUGUUUCCUGCCACAGAAUAUGACUCAAGACCUGGCGCUCUCAUUCUGUGUGAAGAGUCGCUCCAGGAGGUGUGUCAAUGCGCUCUUACAGGAAGUGGCACGGAGGCGGCUCUGGGCCCUGGAGAAUGAGAACCAUGAAGUCUGUGCGCUGUUCAAGGACCUCUCUGCAAGGCUGGUGAGCAUCCAGUCCCAGAAGGACCAGUUCCUCAUCACCUUCAAGACUGUGGAAGAAAUCUGGAAGUUUUCCACCUACCUGAACUUAGGCUAUGUGUCCACAUGUCUGGAACAGCUCCUCUUUGACCACAAGUACUGGCUCAACUGCAGACUGGUAGAUGACACGGAGAUCCAAGUGUCUGUAGAUGACAAUCACUUGGAAAACAUACACCUGGGCCUCCUGCUGCAGGAAGGCCACUUCCUCUGCAGAGCCACACACUCCGUGGCUCAGCCAGAUGAGAAGGAAGGGGAAUACUUGACACUGUGCAAGAAUGAGCUAAUCUCCGUGCUCCCUGAAGGCGAAUCUGAGUGGGAAGGCGUGUCCUUAGUGACGGGUCAGAGGGGCCUGGUGCCUGUGUCAGCCCUGGAGCCCCUGUCUGUCCCUUUCCAUCAAUGGUUCCUAAAGAAUUUCCCAGGAAUCUGUGGACUUCCCAGGAAGAGAGACUGGACAGGCUCCUGUCAGAUUGGCAAAGGACGGUGCAAGGCCCUGAUGGAUUACCAACAGGAGGAAAAGGAUGAACUGAGCUUUGUCCAGGGAGAAAACAUUGAAAUUCUUGGCUUUGUUAUACCUGGGCUGCAGUGGUUCAUUGGGAAGUCAGUGAGCUCAGGAGAAGUGGGCUUCGUCCCCACCAGAAGCAUAGAUGCUGAUUCCUGCUCCCCAGUGAGCAAGAACUCUGCCUUUUUCAGUGACGAGGAAAGAUGUUCUCUCUGGGCUCCGGGAAGUGACAGGAAGGCGGAGUGUUCGGGCUUCUUACGGGCUCUUGCUCACACUGACAUCACUUCUGUCUACCGGCUUAGCGAGUUUGAAUCCAUCCAGAGUCUUCAGAAUGAUCUGAGGGCAUCUCAACCUGAGGGCUUCAAGGAGGCCAGGUCUGGGAGGACCUGGGAGGAGCGACAGACCCUGGGCUCCAGACGUUCCAGCAGCUCUGUGGACUCCAGCCUGGAGGAAGAGCUCCUCUCAGCCUCCUCAGACAGCUAUCACCUUCCGGAGCCGGAUGACCUUGAUGACCCGGAACUGUUCAUGGACCUGAGCACUAGUCUAGAAGAGGAUGAGGUGGAGCAGUUUGCCCCCAUCUUGGCUUUUCUGGAUCACGAAGGCUACAGUGACCACUUUAAGAGCCUCUAUGAUUUCUCCUUCUCUUUCCUCACUUCCUCCUUUUAUAGCUUCUCUGAGGAGGAUGAGCUAGUGGCCUACCUAGAGACUUCAAGAAAGUGGGCCAAAAUGGGCCGCAUGAUGUGGGCCCAUGCCCGACUCUGCUUCCUCCUGGGCCGGCUAAGCAUCAGGAAGAUCAAACUUUCCCAGGCCAGGGUAUACUUUGAAGAGGCCAUCCGAGUCCUUGAUGGGGCAUUUGAGGACCUCUCCCUAGUGUCUGCUCUGUACAUCAACUUGGCAGCCAUCUACCUGAGGCAGAGACUAAGACAUAAAGGCACGACCUUGCUGGAAAAGGCAGGUGCUCUUCUAGCCUGCCUGCCUGACCGUGAGUUCAGUGCCAAGAAUGAGCUUGACGUGGUGGCCUAUGUGCUGCGCCAAGGGAUUGUGGUGGGGAGUAGCCCUCUGGAGGCCAGAUCCUGCUUCCUGGCCAUCCGAUUGCUCCUGAGACUUGGCCGGCAUGAGGAGGUUCUGCCAUUUGCCGAGCGCCUGCAGAUCCUUUCUGGACACCCUCCUGUCUUGGAGGCUACAGCCACCAUGUUGAGUUUUCUGUAUGACAAGAAGUAUCUUCCACAUCUUGCAGUGGCCUCUGUUCAGAAACGUGGUCCCCAGAGUGCCCGGGGGAUGUCUUUUUCCAUUUGCCAGGCUUAUUUGGUCCUCCAGAAUGCCACUAAGAUCCUUGGUGUUCCUUCCUCAAGCUGGGGUGAAGUUUCUGCACUGGCCUGCCCAGUCCUCAGGCAGGCCCUGGCUGCCUGUGAGGAGCAGACUGACUUGAGCACUCAGAGGGUCUUGUGUCUCAUCCUAUCCAAAAUGUACCUCCAGCACAGGUCUCAUGAGGGCUCUGUCUACUACCUGAGCCAGGCCCAGGCAGUAGGGAAACUACUGGGUGAGCAAGAAGCCUUUGAAUCAUCUCUCUGUCUGGCCUGGGUUUAUCUCUUAGCCAGGCAGACCAAAAAAGCUCUGGAGAUCCUUGAACCGCUACUGUGUUCCUUGAGGGAGACAGAGAGUAUGACCCAAAGGGGCGUGAUUCAUAACCUCCUGGGACUGGCAUUUCAAGACGAAGGCCGGACAAGCAGGGCAGCCAAGAGCUAUCUCCGAGCUUUGAUCAGAGCUCGGGAGAUGGGGAAUGUGCGAAACCAGGCUGUGUCUAUAGCCAAUCUUGGCCACUUGACCCUCAAGUCCUGCAUGCAGCAGUCAGCCAGGGGUUACCUUCUGCAGGCUGUCCGGCUGUAUUCUGAACUCCAAGCCAGCGUGGAGACGGACAUGGAAUUGAUACAAGUGUUACUCUGGUUGGGCCAAGCUCUGGUAUCUGGACACCAGCUGUCCCACAGCCGCCUGUGUUAUGAAAUGGCUCUGCUGUUUGGCUUACGGCAUCGACACUUAAACAGUCAGCUUCAGGUCACCAAAUCCCUCUGCCAUUUCUACAGCUCGGUGUCCCCAAACCCUGAUGCAUGCAUUACAUAUCAUGAACACUGGCUGGCUCUGGCGCAGCAACUCAGGGACCGAGAGAUGGAGGGGCGGUUAUUGGAGUCCCUCGGGCAGCUUUAUCGGAACCUAAAUACAUCCAGGUCUCUCAGGAGGUCCCUCACCUGCAUCAAGGAGAGCCUGCGCAUAUUUGUCGACCUAGGGGAGAGAGACAAGGCUGCUGAGGCCUGGCUGGGGGCUGGGCGUCUGCACUACCUCAUGCAGGAGGAUGAGCUGGUGGAGCUGUACUUGCAGGCAGCCAUCCAGACAGCCUUGAGGUCAGACGAGCCCUCCCUUGCUCUUAAGCUUUACGAAGAGGCAGGUGAUGUGUUCUUCAAUGGGACCCGUCACAGGCAUCGCGCUGUGGAGUAUUACAGGGCUGGGGCCGUUCCUUUAGCGAGGAGAAUGAAGGCGCUGAGAACUGAACUUCGGAUUUUCAACAAACUGACAGAGCUGCAGAUCAGCCUCGAGGGCUAUGAGAAAGCUUUGGAAUUUGCCACCCUGGCUGCCAGGCUGAGUAUCCUCACAGAUCAGAAACAGGAGCUGGUCGCCUUUCACCGCCUGGCUACUGUGUACUUCUCUCUGAACAUGUAUGAGAUGGCUGAAGAUUGUUACCUGAAGACUCUGUCCCUCUGCCCACCAUGGCUGCAGAGUCCCAAGGAGGCACUGUACUAUGCCAAGGUAUAUUAUCGCCUGGGCCGACUUACUUUCUACCAGUUAAAGGAUGCCCACGAUGCUACUGAAUACUUCCUGUUGGCGCUGGCAGCUGCGGUCCUGCUGGGUGACGAGGAGUUGCAGGACACCAUUAAGAACUUGCUGGACAACAUCUGCCAGAGUCCCUUGUGGAACAGAAAUCCCUUGGGGUGCUCCUCAGAGAGGGCACGGUGGCUCAGUGGUGGGAGCCUGGCCCUCUGAAGAGAUCCAUUCACUUUCUGACCACUUCAUCACGGCUAGAUGCUACCUUCUCGUCCCAUGUUCUUAGAUCCGUGAUGGGAGGGCUCAAGCAUUCACCUCAUUUUAUGGAGAAGAACAAUGCCCAGAAAGAGACAGGCUCUGUGAGGCGCAUCCUUGCCCCAUGCUUCACUUCUGGAGCUCUGCCAAGGUGACUGUGACUCCUCUAAACAAACAGCUCUGAAAAUGCUUUCUCUCCAGCUCUGGAGAAUGGAAGGAAAGCAGGCACUGUGCCAGGAAAAGGGUGAGCAGCCCGUCCUGGUGCCCCCAUCGGUGUUCUCAGGGAAAGACCCUCCAGUUCCAGUGGAGGAACACAUCGUUUCUUUCUUGCUUCUCCAGAACCAAAGGAUUCAGUACUCCGUGCUCAUGGGGACUGCUGCCAUAGAAAGUCAUCAUGGUUGCAGCUCAAGAGACAGCUCCAGAAGGGCCAGGUGGGAUGCACAGAGUUCUAAGUGGGAUCCACAUCCUCCAUUCUACCUGGAAGCAGGGUUCCUGUACAACCUCCCAGUAAAUCAAGUGAAACUCACCCAGGGCUAAGGCUUGAGAAUUAUGCCAUAUAUUACUUGUAAAUACUGUAUCAUUAAAUAUUGGCUGUUUACAUUUA